GAACAUUCCUCCCCACUGACUCACUACAGUUCAAACUGUUCAAAAUCUAAUAGCAAAACUCUCUCAUUCUGGAGAAGGCUGUGAUAUUCUUUGCACCCCUUCAGAAGACAUUCACCAUUAAAGGAUCUUUACGGCACUCAAAGCUUCACUGCAUGAGUGUGUGGAAUAAUAUCAAAGAAAUAAAGAAGUGAGAGAGAAGGUGAUGAAGGGAGGUUGGGUCACCAGCUUUUUCUUCAUUCCAGCUGUGGUAACAAAACUCAGGUCAGCUCAUGCAUGAAAAGGGAUAAUCAGAACGAAAAAUUGGAUCAUGUUCCAUUUUAUUCUUCUAAAUCUUCUGACAAGUGCUGCCGGCUUGACCCUAGAAAGUUGUUUCCAAGAGCAGCUGCGGCUCCAGGCCCAAGUGAGACUUCUGGAACACAGCGUGAAGGAGCAACAGGCAAAAAUUGUGGAGCUGUUAAUGAAGAAGGACAUGGAACACAGAGUACAAGCCGCAUUAAGAAACAAUCUCAGUCCUGGGAGAAAGGAAAAGAGAAUGAAAGCAUGGACCAUCUUGAGUGUCAAUAUUGUGCCGAGAUCUAUAAUGCUGGACACAAACUCAGUGGAUUUUACCAGAUGAAACCUCUCCGGAGCCCCAGUGGGUUUGUUGCCUACUGUGAUAUGUCAGGAGGAGGAGGAUGGACUGUUUUUCAGAGACGGUCAGACGGGAGUCAAAAUUUUGAUAGGAACUGGGAUGACUAUGAAGAAGGUUUUGGUGAUUUUGCUUCUCCAAAGGGUGAAUACUGGCUUGGAAAUAAAAAUCUUCACUAUCUGACCUCUCAGGGAAAUUAUACAUUAAAAAUAGAUAUGUCGGAUUUUAUUGGAGAACAGCGCUUUGCACAAUAUGAAAACUUCCGACUUGGGGAUGAACAGAGUUCCUACAUGAUGACUUGUGGACAGUACUCAGGAACAGCAGGUGACUCUUUCACUGGGGGUUUUCACCCUGAAGUGAAAUGGUGGGCAAACCACCAAGGAAUGAAAUUCAGCACCAAAGACAGAGAUAACGACAAGUAUGAAAAGAAUUGUGCUGAAGAAGACAAUUCUGGCUGGUGGUUUAACAGAUGUCAUUCCGCCAACCUAAACGGCUUGUAUUACAGUGGGCCUUACUCAGCAGCGACAGACAACGGAAUUGUGUGGUUUACGUGGCGCGGGUGGUGGUAUUCUCUCAAAUCUGUCACCAUGAAAGUGAGGCCAUCAGACUUCAGCCCCGUUGAGGUUUAAACUUGUGUUCUUGCACUCUUCUUUUUAAAAACAAAUGGGUCUAAAAUGUAUUGUGACAUAUCCUUUCCUCACUUACCUCUGUGUAAAUUGACAACAUUAUGGAUAGUGGCUGCAGUCCAACACAAAUUGCCUCCACACAGUUGUUUUGGUUCACGGCAACAACCGAACAGGAGGGGGCCUUUCCCGCACAGUCUGCACAGUAUCACUAUGCUUUUGUGCACUUCUCAGCAUUCCCCUUGCUCUGCUGCAAUGAUUCCUAAGCCUGCUUUGGGGUAAUCCUUUUGGAACAAUUUCAUCCCCAAAACACGUUUUCACCAAUGUGGAUGGGAUGGUCCACAUUGUUUUUUUCGGGUCCCACCCACUCUGGCACCAUUUUCCUUGCCCCAGGCCCCCUGUAGCUAUCAUUCCUCCCUGUGCUAUCAGAGUGCUUUGGGGAGGUUUUAAAGAUGUUUCCUUGGCAUAUUGCUAUAGCCAUAUAACUCUGUAGCUGUAUAUCAUACUAUAGCAAUAUAACAAUUACUGCUUAAAAAACCCUCUCCAGUGGUUCAGGAGAUAAAUGAGACAAAUAUCAGCCAUGUGAGGCUAAGAUAAGGAAACUGCAGGGAAAACUGUCAUGUGGAUAUUCCACAGCAAGCGUUGUAUAGAAGUUCAGUGGAGAUAAAUGUUAAUUGUCAAUGAGCUAAAUAAAAGGUUUACAACUUUUUUGAGCCUUUGAAAUGUGGACUGUGGUGGGCAUAUCACAAAAUGGCUGCCACAGCUUAUCUGCCGUCACACAGUGGAGAUCCUUGUGCUGUGGUGGCAGUUGCUGUCAAAGCAACAUUUUAAAAAAUCUGCACAGCCAAUCAAAUCUCCAAAGGUCAUUCAGAAGUCUUGCUGGGCCUGUCCACUUUCUAAAAACACUUGACGGGUGUUGGGAUCCCUGAGCAAAAGCAUAUAUAGCUGGGUUUUGGCAAAUGGAUUUUGUACAGUUGCAAAUAAAAACAAUAUUGGACCAUGCA
Messenger RNA from Sphaerodactylus townsendi, 2255 nucleotides. RefSeq names its product fibrinogen like 1 (gene FGL1). The transcript is spliced from 10 exons. Gene Ontology annotation, biological process: negative regulation of T cell activation; regulation of immune response. The coding region runs from base 274 to 1257 and encodes 327 amino acids. The record is from RefSeq and is a predicted model, not a curated record. NCBI's taxonomy places the organism in Eukaryota, Metazoa, Chordata, Lepidosauria, Squamata, Sphaerodactylidae.